This is a messenger RNA of Maniola jurtina (meadow brown), 7456 nucleotides long. RefSeq names its product pre-mRNA-processing-splicing factor 8 (gene Prp8). The coding region runs from base 219 to 7313 and encodes 2364 amino acids. Gene Ontology annotation, biological process: spliceosomal tri-snRNP complex assembly; mRNA splicing, via spliceosome. Gene Ontology annotation, molecular function: U2 snRNA binding; metallopeptidase activity; U6 snRNA binding. NCBI's taxonomy places the organism in Eukaryota, Metazoa, Arthropoda, Insecta, Lepidoptera, Nymphalidae. The record is from RefSeq and is a predicted model, not a curated record. Gene Ontology annotation, cellular component: U5 snRNP; catalytic step 2 spliceosome. The transcript has 36 exons.
GGUCGGGAAAUUAUCGACCUUUUCAAUUUCAUCGUCAAAAACACUUACAUCUCUAGAUUCUAGGCGCGAUGGACUAAAAUCCAAAUUGCAAAUGGCUGCCGCGUAAAAUAUUGCGUUUUCUAUUUGCAACGAGUAAAUUUCUAAAUAAUCCAAUGUAUUUCAAUAAUUGUGUUAGUUAUAUAGUUAAGUAGGCCGAAAGAGAGAAAAAAGCCGCAGCCAUGUCGCUGCCGCCGUACCUCUUGGGGCCCAACCCCUGGGCCACCAUGAUGGCCCAGCAGCAGCUGGCGGCGGCGCAACAAGCGGCUCUGCAGGCGCACGCUGCCGCCACGGCCGCGGCGCCCCCUGUGCCGCCAACUCAGCCUCCCAAACCACAUCAUAUAUCAGAGGAGAAGAUCAAGGAUAAAGCUCAAAAAUGGCUCCAACUGCAGUCAAAGCGUUUUGCCGAAAAGAGAAAAUUUGGUUUCGUGGACGCUCAAAAAGAAGACAUGCCACCUGAGCAUAUUCGCAAAAUCAUUCGCGACCAUGGUGACAUGACCAGUCGUAAAUACAGGCAUGACAAAAGAGUAUACCUCGGAGCCCUAAAAUACAUGCCCCAUGCUGUUAUGAAGCUGUUAGAAAAUAUGCCUAUGCCUUGGGAACAGAUUAGGGAUGUACGAGUCCUUUACCAUAUUACGGGUGCAAUAACUUUCGUGAAUGAAAUCCCAUGGGUCAUUGAGCCAGUAUACAUAGCACAGUGGGGUACUAUGUGGAUUAUGAUGAGAAGAGAAAAGCGCGAUCGACGUCAUUUCAAACGUAUGCGCUUCCCUCCAUUCGAUGAUGAGGAACCACCGUUAGAUUACGCUGAUAACAUCUUAGAUGUAGAACCCUUAGAGCCAAUUCAAAUAGAAAUGGACCCAGAUGAAGAUGCCGCAGUUGCCUCAUGGUUCUACGACCACAAACCACUAUUAAACACGAGACAUGUAAACGGGUCAACUUACAGAAAAUGGAACUUGACUUUACCCCAAAUGGCAACUCUGUACCGACUUGCGAAUCAAUUGCUCACAGACCUGGUCGAUGAUAACUAUUUCUACCUAUUUGAUUCAAAGAGUUUCUUCACUGCCAAAGCUUUAAAUAUGGCAAUACCUGGUGGUCCAAAGUUUGAGCCCCUGGUGAAGGAUAAUUCAGCUGGUGACGAAGAUUGGAAUGAGUUUAAUGACAUCAAUAAGAUUAUCAUUCGUCAGCCAAUCAGGACAGAGUACAGGAUCGCUUUUCCAUACCUGUACAACAACUUGCCACAUUUCGUUCAACUGUCUUGGUAUCACACUCCAAACGUGGUAUACAUCAAAACAGAAGACCCUGACUUACCAGCGUUCUACUUUGAUCCUCUCAUCAAUCCAAUAUCCCAUAGACAUACUGUGAAAUCUCUAGACCCGGUACCAGAAGAGGAAGAUUUCUUACUCCCAGAAGAAGUGUCUCCAUUCCUACAAGAGACAGCUUUGUAUACGGACAACACUGCCAAUGGGAUUGCACUGUUGUGGGCUCCAAGACCAUUCAAUAUGAGAUCAGGUCGCACACGCCGAGCCAUCGAUGUCCCUCUAGUAAAGACGUGGUACAAAGAGCACUGCCCGCCCGGCCAGCCCGUCAAAGUGCGCGUGUCGUACCAGAAGCUACUCAAGUAUUACGUGCUCAACGCGCUCAAGCAUCGACCGCCCAAACCACAGAAGAAGAGGUACCUCUUCCGUUCGUUCAAAUCGACGAAGUUCUUCCAAACCACAACCCUGGAUUGGGUGGAAGCUGGUCUGCAGGUGUGCAGGCAAGGGUACAACAUGCUCAACCUGCUCAUCCACAGGAAGAAUCUGAACUACUUGCAUUUGGACUAUAACUUCAACUUGAAACCUGUGAAGACUCUCACCACUAAGGAGAGAAAGAAGUCCCGCUUCGGUAACGCGUUCCACUUGUGCCGUGAGAUCCUCCGGUUGACGAAGCUGAUAGUGGACUCGCACGUCCAGUACCGCCUGAACAACGUGGACUCCUUCCAACUGGCCGAUGGUCUUCAGUACAUCUUCGCACACGUCGGCCAGCUGACUGGAAUGUACAGAUACAAGUACAAGCUCAUGCGGCAGAUCAGAAUGUGCAAGGACUUGAAACAUCUGAUUUACUACCGGUUUAAUACGGGUCCCGUAUCAAAAGGCCCAGGCUGUGGCUUCUGGGCUCCAGGAUGGCGUGUGUGGCUUUUCUUCAUGCGCGGAAUCACGCCACUGCUCGAGAGAUGGCUUGGAAACCUGCUUUCCAGGCAGUUUGAAGGCAGACAUUCCAAAGGAGUCGCAAAAACUGUGACAAAGCAGCGCGUGGAAUCUCACUUCGACCUCGAGUUGCGAGCGUCAGUGAUGCACGACAUAGUGGACAUGAUGCCGGAGGGCAUCAAGCAGAACAAGGCGCGGACCAUCCUGCAGCAUCUGUCCGAGGCCUGGCGCUGCUGGAAAGCCAACAUACCUUGGAAAGUGCCUGGCCUCCCAACGCCAAUCGAGAACAUGAUUCUCCGAUACGUGAAAAUGAAAGCGGAUUGGUGGACUAAUACUGCGCAUUACAACCGCGAGAGGAUCCGCCGCGGCGCCACAGUCGACAAGACCGUGUGCAAGAAGAACCUGGGUCGACUCACUAGGCUCUACUUGAAGGCUGAGCAAGAGAGACAGCAUAACUAUCUCAAGGACGGUCCAUACAUCUCGCCCGAGGAAGCCGUAGCAAUCUACACGACAACCGUCCACUGGCUGGAAUCGCGUCGUUUCGCACCCAUUCCGUUCCCGCCUCUCUCGUACAAGCAUGACACCAAACUCCUUAUCCUGGCCUUGGAGCGAUUGAAAGAGGCCUACAGUGUCAAGUCCAGGCUUAACCAGAGUCAGAGAGAGGAGUUGGGCCUCAUUGAACAGGCCUACGAUAAUCCCCACGAGGCCUUGUCGAGGAUCAAGCGUCAUUUACUCACUCAGAGGACUUUCCGAGAGGUGGGCAUCGAAUUCAUGGACCUAUACUCUCAUCUGGUGCCAGUGUACGACGUGGAACCGCUGGAGAAGAUAACAGACGCCUACCUAGACCAGUAUCUGUGGUACGAAGCAGACAAGCGGCGCUUGUUGCCACCCUGGGUGAAGCCUGCCGACACCGAGCCAUCUCCAUUACUGGUGUAUAAGUGGUGUCAGGGUAUCAACAACUUGCAAGACGUGUGGGAGGUCGGCGAGGGCGAAUGCAACGUGCUGCUCGAGUCGCGUUUCGAGAAGCUGUACGAGAAGAUCGAUCUGACGCUGCUCAAUCGACUCCUGCGAUUGAUCGUCGAUCACAACAUCGCCGACUACAUGACCGCGAAGAACAACGUGGUUAUUAACUACAAGGACAUGAACCACACGAACUCCUACGGAAUCAUACGUGGUCUCCAAUUCGCGUCGUUUAUAGUUCAGUACUACGGACUCGUGUUGGAUCUCCUUGUUUUGGGUCUGCAAAGAGCGAGCGAGAUGGCAGGACCUCCACAAUUGCCGAACGAUUUCCUCUCGUACCAAGACAGAGCGGCGGAGCAGGCGCAUCCUAUACGACUGUACUGCCGAUAUAUCGACAGGAUACACAUUUUCUUCAGGUUCACCGCAGAAGAAGCGAGAGACCUGAUCCAACGGUACCUGACAGAGCAUCCAGAUCCAAACAACGAGAACAUAGUCGGCUACAACAAUAAGAAAUGCUGGCCGAGAGACGCGAGGAUGCGACUAAUGAAACACGAUGUCAAUUUAGGUCGCGCAGUGUUCUGGGACAUCAAAAACCGUCUACCGCGCUCUGUUACCACGAUACAGUGGGAGAACAGCUUCGUCUCUGUCUACUCCAAGGACAAUCCUAACCUUCUGUUCAAUAUGGCGGGCUUCGAGUGCAGAAUAUUGCCUAAGUGCCGAAGUCAACACGAAGAGCUCUCCCACCGCGACGGUGUCUGGAACCUCCAGAACGAAGUGACCAAAGAAAGGACAGCGCAGUGCUACCUUCGAGUUGACGAUGAAUCUCUUGCAAGGUUCCACAACAGAGUGCGGCAGAUUUUGAUGGCUUCAGGGUCCACCACCUUCACCAAGAUUGUUAACAAGUGGAACACUGCACUCAUUGGUCUAAUGACAUACUUCCGCGAAGCAGUGGUCAACACGCAAGAGCUUUUGGACCUGCUGGUGAAGUGCGAGAACAAGAUACAGACGCGUAUCAAGAUCGGCCUCAACUCGAAAAUGCCCUCGAGAUUCCCGCCCGUCGUUUUUUACACGCCCAAAGAGUUGGGCGGGCUCGGCAUGCUGUCUAUGGGACAUGUUUUGAUUCCACAGUCCGAUCUCCGUUGGUCAAAGCAAACCGACGUUGGAAUCACGCAUUUCCGCUCAGGCAUGUCCCACGACGAAGAUCAGCUCAUUCCCAACUUGUACCGCUACAUCCAGCCCUGGGAAGCGGAAUUCGUUGACUCGCAACGAGUGUGGGCUGAGUAUGCCCUCAAGAGACAAGAAGCCAAUGCUCAGAACAGACGCUUGACUCUUGAAGAUCUGGAAGACUCUUGGGACCGGGGCAUACCCAGAAUCAACACGCUUUUCCAGAAAGACCGACACACCCUCGCCUACGACAAGGGAUGGCGUAUACGUACGGAGUUCAAACAGUAUCAGGUGUUAAAGCAGAAUCCCUUCUGGUGGACCCACCAAAGGCACGACGGCAAGCUGUGGAACCUGAACAACUACCGCACAGACAUGAUUCAGGCGCUCGGAGGCGUUGAAGGCAUCUUGGAACACACGCUGUUCAAGGGGACCUACUUCCCUACUUGGGAGGGGUUGUUCUGGGAAAAAGCAUCCGGUUUCGAAGAGUCGAUGAAGUACAAGAAACUUACGAACGCGCAGCGAUCCGGUCUGAACCAGAUCCCCAACCGUCGCUUUACGCUGUGGUGGUCACCCACCAUCAACCGUGCCAACGUCUACGUGGGCUUCCAGGUGCAACUGGACUUGACGGGCAUAUUCAUGCACGGCAAAAUCCCCACGCUCAAGAUCUCGCUCAUCCAGAUCUUCAGGGCUCACUUGUGGCAGAAAGUCCAUGAGUCCAUUGUUAUGGACUUGUGUCAGGUGUUCGAUCAAGAACUCGACGCCCUCGAGAUUGAGACAGUCCAAAAGGAAACGAUUCACCCACGUAAAUCCUACAAGAUGAAUUCCUCGUGCGCCGACAUUCUUCUGUUCUCCGCGUACAAGUGGAACGUUUCCCGCCCAUCGUUGCUCGCUGAUACCAAGGAUACAAUGGACAACACAACGACACAAAAGUACUGGCUCGACAUACAACUCCGAUGGGGCGACUACGACUCGCACGACGUAGAGAGAUACGCGCGAGCCAAGUUCCUGGACUACACCACGGAUAACAUGUCCAUAUACCCGUCACCCACUGGACUGCUUAUAGCCAUUGAUCUGGCUUAUAACUUGCACAGUGCGUACGGCAACUGGUUCCCGGGAUGCAAGCCCCUCAUACAGCAAGCGAUGGCGAAGAUAAUGAAAGCGAACCCGGCGCUAUAUGUGUUACGAGAACGCAUACGCAAAGCACUCCAGCUCUACUCGUCAGAGCCGACUGAGCCGUACCUAUCCAGCCAGAACUAUGGUGAACUGUUCUCCAACCAGAUCAUUUGGUUCGUCGACGACACAAACGUAUACCGAGUGACGAUCCACAAAACGUUUGAAGGCAACUUGACGACGAAGCCCAUAAACGGAGCCAUCUUCAUCUUCAACCCGCGAACUGGACAACUGUUCCUUAAGAUCAUCCACACCAGUGUCUGGGCUGGCCAGAAACGUCUCGGACAACUCGCGAAAUGGAAGACGGCUGAAGAAGUGGCGGCCUUGAUUCGUUCUCUGCCUGUUGAAGAACAGCCCAAACAGAUCAUUGUCACGAGAAAGGGAAUGUUGGAUCCUCUCGAGGUCCACUUGCUAGACUUCCCUAACAUCGUGAUCAAGGGCUCGGAGCUGCAACUGCCGUUCCAGGCGUGUCUGAAAGUGGAGAAGUUCGGCGACCUCAUCCUGAAGGCGACUGAACCACAGAUGGUGCUGUUCAACUUAUAUGAUGACUGGCUGAAGACAAUCUCUUCAUAUACUGCAUUUAGCAGACUGAUCCUGAUCCUGCGAGCGCUCCACGUGAACACAGAGAGAACCAAGGUUCUGCUGAAGCCAGACAAGACGACGCUCACAGAACCGCAUCACAUCUGGCCCACGCUGACUGACGAUGAUUGGAUCAAGGUAGAGGUCCAGCUUAAGGACCUCAUACUCGCUGACUAUGGCAAGAAGAACAAUGUGAACGUGGCGUCCCUCACGCAAUCCGAGAUCCGCGACAUAAUCCUGGGGAUGGAGAUAUCGGCGCCGUCCGCUCAAAGGCAACAGAUCGCAGAGAUCGAGAAGCAGAGCAAGGAGCAGAGUCAGCUGACGGCCACCACGACGCGCACCGUCAACAAGCACGGCGACGAGAUCAUCACCUCCACCACCAGCAACUACGAGUCGCAGACCUUUAGCUCGAAGACAGAAUGGCGCGUCCGAGCCAUAUCAGCGACGAAUCUCCACUUGCGAACAAACCACAUAUACGUCAGUUCCGACGACAUCAAGGAGAGUGGUUACACAUACAUUCUACCUAAGAAUUUGCUCAAGAAGUUUGUGACCAUAUCCGAUUUGAGGGCACAGAUCGCAUGCUACCUAUACGGUACAUCGCCGCCAGACAACCCGCAAGUGCGUGAGGUCCAUUGCGCGGUCUUACCGCCUCAGUGGGGCACGCAUCAAACGGUCCACUUGCCCCGUCAGUUGCCCAAACACCCCGCGCUGGCACACUUGCAACCCCUCGGCUGGAUGCACACUCAACCCAACGAGUUGCCGCAACUCUCGCCUCAGGACAUAACAUCACACGCGAAAAUUAUGUCCGAGAAUCCAACAUGGGAUGGCGAGAAGACAAUCAUCAUAACCUGUUCCUUCACGCCCGGCUCCUGCUCGCUCACCGCCUACAAACUGACGCCCAGCGGGUACGAGUGGGGUGCGAAGAACACCGACAGAGGGAACAACCCUAAGGGCUACCUCCCCAGUCACUAUGAGAGGGUGCAAAUGUUGCUGUCGGACCGAUUCUUGGGGUACUUUAUGGUGCCUUCGCAGGGCAGCUGGAAUUAUAACUUUAUGGGUGUUCGCCACGAUCCAAACAUGAAGUACGGCGUGCAACUAGGCAACCCCCGCGAAUUCUACCACGAGGUGCAUAGACCGGCUCACUUCAUGAACUUCGCGGCUAUGGAGGAUGCAACGGCCCCCACUCUAGCCGCCGAUAGGGAGGACCACUUCGCUUAGAAUAAACCAUAGACUAAAAAUAACUUUUAAGCAAACUUCAAUCAGUUUUUGUAUUUUUUGAGAAAUGAUAUCAGUUUUGUGUUGGUUGUUGAAUUCUGUGUACGAAACAAGUAUGAAAACUGUAAAUAAAUAAGAAUAAAAUA